Messenger RNA from Nicotiana attenuata, 1146 nucleotides. RefSeq lists its product as uncharacterized. The record is from RefSeq and is a predicted model, not a curated record. Bases 273 to 689 code for a protein of 138 amino acids. The transcript has a single exon. Lineage: Eukaryota; Viridiplantae; Streptophyta; Magnoliopsida; Solanales; Solanaceae.
CGUUUCUCCGAAAUAUUUAACCUCUCUCCAUCCUUCUUACGUCUCUCUAGAUUUUUUCAGUUCCCCUGAAGUCGAUGAUUUUCUAAGUUCAUUUGACCGAAGAAUUCUGCUUUCCAGUAAAGUCCGAAUUCUUUUCCGAGAAUAUCUCUUUCUUCAGAUCAGAAAAAUAAAAAAUAAAAAUUGAUCGUUGAUUUGAUUUUCAUGAUUAUCUGUCAUUCAUUAACUACAGAGUUUUGGCAAUCUCGAACGAGUGAUUUCGUGAAUCAAAGACAAUGAAGGAGGAGGAAGAAGAGAAGCAGCGGAGUGGGAGUACUCACAAACGGAUAGGAGAGGUGGUUGGUGGGACGGCGGCGGAGUGUGCGAUGGUCUGCUGCUGUUGUCCAUGUGCAGUGAUGCAUUUUCUGGUAUUAGCGGUAUACAAAGUUCCGACGGGACUGUGCCGGAAGAUGUGGAGGAAGAAGAAGCGGAAGAGGCUUUUGAGGAAUAAGAAGAAAGAGGAGGAUUCAUGGAAGGCGAUGAAGAAAAAUAAGAGCGAUUUGCUUAACGUUUAUAACGAGGAGGAGUUUGACGGUGAAGAUGACGGAGACUACGACGGAGUACGAGAAGCCGCCGAUUUUGAAACGGAGAUGUGGGACCGGUUCUAUGGAGCUGGAUUUUGGAGGACCCCAUCUCAGAAGGAGGAGGAUUAACAAUUGUAUAAGCAAAAUAAGUAAGGACUUGAGUGCAAUUAUAAGGGGAAAAUGUAAAAGAAAUUGAAGAAAAUUUUGGCAUUUGAAGAUUAAUGAUUUGUUAGGGCGAGUGGAGUAAAUCUGACGAAAGUUCGCCAAAGUAUGACAGCAUUAAGUGAGUAAAAAUUCAUCGAACACGAUUAUUCAGGCGCACACGCCAUUUAUUUUUAUUUUUUCUCUUCUGUACUAGGAGAUAUGGUCCACCACACGGACUUCACCAUGUUACAUUUGUACAUAUAUUUAUUUUUUUAUUUGCUUAUUUUGUUGUAUUUUCUUCGUAAAAUGAAUGUGACAGUUGAAAAGCUUUAAUAUGUGAUGAAAUGUACUGAUUAGCUGGUGUAUUUUCCUUGUCAUCUUCAGAUCACCAUAUUGAGAGUUUUCUUUUUACUUAUGUCAUUUAUGAACAUAAGUUAUUGUA